ACUUGGCCAGCAGGGCCUGGCAUUACACUCCCUCCCGCCGAAAGACCAUGAGUUGUGUGGUCAUCCUCGCCUGUCUGGCUGCCGCCGCCGUCGCCGCCCCUCAGGGAAAUGAACGCCAAGUCGAGCUAAUCAAGUACGAGCACAACUACUCCAGCCGUGGUAACUUCAAUUACGCCAUCGAGGCCGACAACGGCAUCAGUGUGUCUGUCUCCGGCUCCCCGGGCACCGCCGGCCAGGUCAACAAGCGGGGCUUCUAUACGUACAUCCUCGAAGACGGGACUCCGUAUCAGGUUCACUUCAUCGCCGACGAAAAUGGCUUCCGGCUAGAGUCCGACCUCACCAACAGGCUGAAAUCUCGGUCACUUAUUGAGACCCCAGCCGGGGCCCGACGCUCUCCAACACCUUUACUUCCUUCCAUAACCAACACGCUCACAGCCGACUCCCAAGACGUUCCGAAACCCGUGCUGGAAGACAAUGAACCAGAACCCGUGCUGGAGGUCGAUGUACCAGAACCCGUGCUGAAAGUCGAUGUACCAGAACCCGUGCUGGAAGUCGAUGUACCAGAACCCGUACUGGAAGACAAUGUACCAAACCCCGUGGUAAAGGUCGAUGUACCAGAACCCGUGCUGGAAGUCGAUGUACCAGAACCCGUACUGGAAGACAAUGUACCAAAACCCGUGGUAAAGGCCGAUGUACCAGAACCCGUGCUGGAAGUCGAUGUACCAGAACCCGUGCUGGAAGUCGAUGUACCAGAACUCGUGCUGGAAGUCGAUGUACCAGAACCCGUGCUGGAAGACGAGGGCAUUUUACCCAGUCUGCUGUAACCCAGUUCGAACUCAUAAACAAUAGCCAAAUGCGCAUUAAUCCAGCAACCAUUCCCUUGUUUGGGUAGACGGGGCUAAGAUCGUCGUCGCCUCUCAACAGCAACAACAACAACAACCCAAUGUUUAUGAAUGAAAGCACUUUACACCUGAUACACAGCUGAUUACAUUUGAACUUCCUUGAACAGAGCUUCGUUAACUUCCUUCAUUCGAACCUUGCCUCUUUAAAUGUUUCACGUAUGUACUGUAUUUGCAAAUACUUAUUAACAGCAUAAAAAAAUGUAACCCAGACAUAACUACGCACAAAAUUCUAAUAUAUAAUAAUAUUUACUUAUA
Messenger RNA from Procambarus clarkii (red swamp crayfish), 1157 nucleotides. Its product is annotated as magnetosome-associated protein MamJ. Gene Ontology annotation, molecular function: structural constituent of chitin-based larval cuticle. The record is from RefSeq and is a predicted model, not a curated record. NCBI's taxonomy places the organism in Eukaryota, Metazoa, Arthropoda, Malacostraca, Decapoda, Cambaridae. Gene Ontology annotation, cellular component: chitin-based extracellular matrix.